This is a messenger RNA of Brassica oleracea var. oleracea, 914 nucleotides long. RefSeq lists its product as uncharacterized. Lineage: Eukaryota; Viridiplantae; Streptophyta; Magnoliopsida; Brassicales; Brassicaceae. The transcript has 4 exons. Bases 279 to 680 code for a protein of 133 amino acids. The record is from RefSeq and is a predicted model, not a curated record.
GUCUUUUCGACGUCAAGAAGAGAGAACAUACACUAAUAAGGGGAUUCUUUUUCUUGAUGGAUGAUGAUGAUGAUGAUGAGGAUCAUGAUCACAAUGGUUCCACUAUCACCAUAAACUAAUCCCUUGUAGCAUUAUGUAUAUAUACCCCCAUUGUGAUCAUGUCAAUAUACAAACAUUACAGAACUGUCCUCUUCUUCAUUCUAGUUCUCUUAACAUAAAAAGAAUCACAAAGAGAAUCUGUUUCAAAGUGAUUAGAGUAUAGGCUUCGACAGUUAUUAAUGGAAGGUAAAGGACGAGUAGGAUCAUCAAGUUCUUCUUCUUUCACCGCCGAAGUCUUUGGCUUCAAAGAUCCUUCGCCGCCAUCUUCUUCCUCUGGAAUCUUCUCUUCCAUUUUCCCUCAUCCCUCCAAGGGUGUUGCAAGAGACGGUCCAAGCUCCAAACAUGGUUCACAAGCUCAACGUAGAGAAUCUGCAACUGCGCAAGAAGACAGAGUUGAGCCAUGUCAUCUAAGCUCUUCUCUUUACUACGGUGGUCAAGACGUAUACUCUCGAUCCAGCACCAACCAAACUUACCCUACAGUAAGAAACGAGCGUCUAAGAAGCGGAGAAGGCGAUACUAAUGGACAGAACUCACACGAUGUUUCAAGAGGAAACUGGUGGCAAGGUUCUCUUUAUUACUAAAGAACCAGUUCCUUUAGUUUCUUUGUAAAUAUCUCCACAAACCCCAUGAAAGCUCAAGCCAAGUACUAUCUACCGAACCAAGACUUUGUAUAAAUAAGUUUAUGCAGAAAAAUUAUUAGACGAUUUCUAAUAUUAAAAAUAAUAUAAAAGAGAUCUCCUAGUAAAAGUGUCUUGAAUAGAUUUGUCUAGUACUUGUUCUAAUCAUUUGUGUCAGUAUUUUCUCUGCUUUUUCUA